AUGUCCGAAACCUUCUUUACAGACCUCUACGGUGAACACAGCGGUCGCCAUCCCUCCAUGGGAGAUCUAAAGGAUCGCCUUUCCGUGCAAGUCAAAGACAAGCUUGCUAACGAAAUAGCCGACGACCCUCGCACGGCGUACCUCGAUUAUGGAGGCAGAAUCCGAAAGGUCAAGGAACAUGGCAAGCUUUACGAGAACCCGUCUCACGAAGAAUUGACCUUUGGACCGGAUGGUUCUGAUACCGGCAGACAUGGUUGGCGCGGCUGGACUAUUGCCCAUUUACGGGUGACCUUUGAUGCUGAGGAUAUUUGA
Molecule: messenger RNA, 312 nt
Organism: Aspergillus welwitschiae
Lineage: Eukaryota; Fungi; Ascomycota; Eurotiomycetes; Eurotiales; Aspergillaceae
Exons: 1
Coding region: 1-312 (103 amino acids)
Source: RefSeq, a predicted model, not a curated record